This is a messenger RNA of Vitrella brassicaformis, 4937 nucleotides long. The record is from the annotation of a GenBank genome assembly. NCBI's taxonomy places the organism in Eukaryota, Vitrellaceae.
CGACCGCAUCCAUCAAUCAUCAAACGGAAUAAUAAAAGUCCAUAUGCUAUGCCUCUCUCUCGGCCCUUUUGUCUACCGACCCCUCUCUAAAUGCAGAUGCCAAUUGUGCUGGUGCACAUGCAGAUUCACAGCACCAUACACCCCACCACCCCCCGACCCCUCAGUAGCGGCCGUCUCGCUGCCAUGGUACAUCACAACACUCCCGCAAGACACAAACUGCAGCGGCAUCUCACCAUCGCCGUACUCGGACGAUGCUGGCACCGUGCUGUCGGCUGCCAGAGACACACUGUUGGGCACCACUGAUGGCUCCGGGACAGAGGCGAUGCCAUCGGCAUGGCUGUCCUCACUGCUGACAGGGCGGGAGGGCUGCUGCUGCUGCUGCUGAUGCUGCUCGACGAAGCCCAGAGAAGGCGUCUGCGAAGCCGGCGUCUCUCCGUUGGGCUUCAGACUCGGCUCUUCCUCCCUCUCGUCUUUGUUGUCUGCCUUGGUGGCUGUCCCUGGCCCAUCGGCGGCAUUCACAGGCAUUGUCUCAGACACACUGAUGCCGUUCUCCUUGCCGCGGCUGGCCAUCGAUGGCGCAGGUACGCUGCCCUCACUGCUGGCGGGGCGCGACUGAAGGGCGCUGACGAAUCCGUUCUGCACGACGGUAGCUGGAGUCGCGGCGGUGUGUUGGGGCGGGCUGGGGAUGGAGAGAAGGGGUGUCUGCGACGCCGGUGUCUCCCCGUGGGAUGACGCCGGUGCCGGUGCUGGUGUGCCCUUGACGGUGUCGGGUUGCUGCUGGCCCGUCUCGUCUUCUGCACCUGGUCGCUCUGCCGAUGACCCACUGGCAACGGCCGCCUCAGACAAACCACCACGGGCAUCUCGCUGCGUCCCCAUCUGACGGCCAUCCCCCGCUGUGUGCACGCUGGUGGCGCUUGAGCUUGAAGGAUGGGCAAGAGGGGAGGCCGUCGCAGCUUGCAUGGGCGGCGAGCUCUGCCGCAGGAUGUCGCGGACCGCCAGGAUGUCGUACCGCCCGUCAUCUCGCACCUCCGGGAAUCCAUGCGGCUGUCGCCCCGCUGCUGCUGCCGAUGCUGCUGGCUGCGAGCUCAUCUUGCCGCCCCUGGAUGCUUUGUAUGUCUGGUAGCGCAUGGCGACGAUCAGGUCCAGCCACCCCAGGUCGGGGAAGGCGAUAAUGACCUCACGAGAUGGGGAAUCGGCACGCCGUGAGGUCGUCUCCCCAGUGGAAGCCAGCCGAAACCUGAUGGGCUCGCCACGCUGCGGCCUGGGCGGCAUGCCGCCCCACCGCAGCAUCGUCGUGUACUGCGUGUCCAUGUCGAUGUCGCCGCCGCGCUUGUUCCACUCGUCCAGCGUCAGCCACUUGCCGCCCUGAGCGUCCCAACCGACCCACCUGAGGGAUGACGGCCAGGCGCCCGUGGAUGCGUCUCGGAUGGGUGCUAUGGCCAGGCCCUGUGUGGGUGUCUCCUUGGCACCCGUCAUGACGGCCCAUGCCGUGCUGCCGAACCGCUUGGCGACGAGGAGGUGAGGGAAGCAGGCGCCGUAGUUCAUAGUGAGAGGGAAGAUGGUGGGCAGGUCGCGCAGCUUGUCGGAUGCAGAGGAGAGCUCGAAGGCGGUGCCGAUGGCCAGUUGGCCGCCCUUCAUCGAGAGCACCGUGCACUUGGGCGUGCUGUUUGUGGGCGGUUCGUGGUGGGAUGGGCUGAGGGACGACUGCGGGCGGCCGACGAACAGCAGUUUGUAAGACAAGGGGUCCGUCUGGAUGCCCAACUGCUGAGAGAGGGCCGUCCUGAUGUCCAUCAUGUUGCACGCGUCAGUAGGUAUGGCCAGAUCCUUCAUCUGCGGCCCCUCCCUCUCGGUCAGCAGCAGCACGCGCAGCGUCAGCGACACCUCAAUCGACGUGGGAUAGAACACCUUGGGCCUGCCCGUGCCCGUGCCCAUCCCGUCGUCGGGCAGGUGAUACCACUUCCUGCCCCAGAGCCCGUCGACACUCAGGCGGCCGUUCAUGAUGCUCCGGCUGCCAGUGGCAGGGCAGUAGGCCACAAUCACGCGCCGGCCCCUUGGCGUCAGCCGCGAGAGGAGCUCGUCGUCGGCAGCCGUGGUGUGGCCGUCGACGCGCAUGAGGCACCAGACCUGCCUCUGCACCAACACCAGCUCAUAGACGGGCUGCUGCUGCUGCUGCUGGUCGCCCGUGCUGCUGCUGCUGCUGCUGCGAUACAUGAUCAGAGAGGGGUAGGGGUCGGGGGGGCUGGUCUGUGACGAUACUGAUGCGGUGGCUGUGGCUGCGCCUGUGAGGCGGAUGUCCUCGACCCGCGUGAAGGUCAAGUCGGGGGGUAUGGGAGAGGGCAGCCCAGUAACCCUGGCCUCCCUGCCGGCACUCAGAUGCAGCGCCUCGUACGUCUCGCUCGUCGUCCCCCCCAUGGCCUCCCUGUCUGCCGCCUUCUGCACAGUGCGAUGGAGCAGCUCGCACAAGCGGGAGUACGGGAGAGAGGUGGCAGUGGCCGGCAGCACCUCUGACUUGAUAGUCGUCAUGCUGGCGUGGGAGAAAGUGGGGGAGCCGGCCCGGGGGGGGACGGGAUGCUGGCAGCAGAGAGGAAAGAAAGGGGAGAGAGAUGGGCGAAUGAAUUGUGGGGCGGUGUGUCUUGGCUUGAGCAAAAUGGAAUGUCUGUCACCCACCUGUGUGAUGGUGAAUGAGGAGCGGCUCUUCUGUUCGUUGAGGUCGGUGCGGUCGCAGUAGGACAGGAUGACCUGCAGGGCGUGGCACCACACACACACACACACACAGAGAGAGAGAGAGAUAGAGAAAUGGGUAAAGUACAACAAGUGGCGAGGUGUGUCACUCCCUGACUCACCACUUGUCCGUCCAGGUAGGUGUGGUUGAGGCACAGUGCAUCGCGGCGGUCGGCCUCCUUCGCGAACUCCAGAUAGAAAGUCGACUUGGGCAGACAACUCUCACUGACACAACGCACACACACACACACAGACACACCCACCCACGGCAAUGCACCACCUGAGAUGAUGAUUGGCCAAUGUAUUAGUGGCACGCUCACUUGUUUUGGUCGAUGCAGUCGUCCCUGGGUUUGCUGUGCCACACGUGCUUGGCCGGCCCGCGGAACAUCUCUAUCACAGACUGACACACACACACACACAUGGCCCCCUGCACCCCAGGCCUGGGCUGAUCUGAUCGACCCACCCACCUCAACAGGCGUUUCACAGUGCAGCUUGGUCUUAAUGUAGAACUUCUUCCUCUGAUGCUUGGACGCCGCCGCCCUCAGCACCGCAAUGCGAUUGAGGAUCUCAUCGACGGACGAGCACGCAGCGGCCUCUUUGAUAGCAGACAUCACCUUGGCCUGACCGGCCCGGUCGAGCUGUGAGGCGUGGUUGAACGACCUGUCCAGUGGAUCUGACACACACACACACAUACACACGUACGACAAAGGAGUGGACUGCUUCCCGUCAUCGACUUACCUUCGAUGACCCAUGCUUGCUGCCCAUCCCCCUUGAGCCGCUCCUCGCCCAGCCAGUCGGCACGCUUGGUGGUGCUGCCAGUGCCGCCCUGCCGCACGGACACGACCCACUUGAGGAGGUCGAACCUACUGCCGUAGAAGCGAAAGAACCCCAUGACCAGCUCAUCCAGACUCUUGACGGCCUGCGACAGACACACACACAGACACUGUCAGUGUGGCGGCAUUGGGUGGGUGGGUGUGGCCGCGUGGUAUCUAUCAGUGCUGUGCUGACGUUAUCAGUGCUCGCUGGUGCUGGUGCUGGUGUGGGUGGCGAUGUGAGGAAGCACACGUCGAUCCUGCUCUUGUUGUCUCGUGUGGUGCGUCUGCACCGGUAGAUGGAGGGGCUGUCGGCCGGCACAUCCUCCGGCACACGCUGCAGAUUGGGCAACACACCUUUAACCUGCACAUGAACGAACGAACAAGGAAACACAGACAGACAUACAGACAGAUAUGUGUGUGUGUGAUGUGAUGUGAUGUGAUGUGAUGUGUGUGUGUGUGUGUGUGUGUGUGUGCGCCUGUAGGUAGAAGAUGGUCAUGAGGAUGAGGCCGUAGCUCGUCAUGCUCUCGCCCUCGGCAGACACCAAUCCCUCACUCUUGGCCCACUUCUGCAGUCAGUGGAAUGUACACCACACCACACCACACACAAGGGGACGUGUUGUGUUGUGUUGUGCUGUGUCGCGUGACGUGACGUCGUCUGAAUGCCGGUGUGACGCCGGUGUGAUUGACCUUGAUGAGCCGCCCCAUGUGUGCCACGCGGCCAUGUGGGUCGGCAUCGCAGUAGGCCUUGAGGAGGUGCGUGUUGUCCACGGCCAGGGCGUUGUUGACGCUCAGAUCCACCUCCACACCUACACACCCACACACACCACACACACAUCCACACCACCACACACGCAGGCAGGCCAACUCACCUCGGUGCUCCAUCUUGAGUAUAGGUACGCGGGCCGCAAACACCCGUGCGAUGCGUCCGAACGAGUGCCGCUCCAGCACCGGCACCAAAUCGCCCAAGAGCCGCUUCUGAAGCAUCUGACGGUCCGGGAUCUCGCCAGGAUAGAUCCCCUGGAGGUCUUUGGGGUUGAUCAGAAUCGUCACAUCGAUGUCCGAGCCCUGUGUUGCAAACCCAUUCAUCGACCCGCCGAACGCCGCACACGUGAAGGACGAGGCCGCCUUGCCAUGCAGCUCCCGCAGGCAGCCCGAGAGCUGGCUGCAUGUGUCAUUGACAAGCUGCGGGAAACUGUCUGCCGGUGCGAUUGAGUCGAUGAAGCUCUGCAGGGCGGCCGACUUGACCGUGGCUGAGCCAUGCAGGGAGGGGGAGGUGCCGUUGGCGGUGCCAGUGUUGUUGUUGCUCUCGGCAGAUGCGUCGUAACUCUCUGACAUGGCCGCGGAAGAUGAAGAUCCCACUUCAGACGAGGAUGCUGAAGCCGGAUGCAGCCCGAGAGGGAG